Cryptococcus wingfieldii CBS 7118 is the source of this 825-nucleotide messenger RNA. RefSeq lists its product as hypothetical. The transcript has a single exon. Bases 1 to 825 code for a protein of 274 amino acids. The record is from RefSeq and is a predicted model, not a curated record. NCBI's taxonomy places the organism in Eukaryota, Fungi, Basidiomycota, Tremellomycetes, Tremellales, Cryptococcaceae.
AUGGUAGAUCAAACUCCGGCCAUCAGCACUCAGUCUGCUGUCGCCUCUGUCGAGCAAACCCUCCAAGCGCUUCCUCCUGAACUGGUCAUAAACAUCAUUGAUUGGCUCGCCCUGUCCCCCACCAUUGACACUUUAUGCGCUUCCCGCACCCUCUACAAUCAAAGCCUCCCGCACCUUCACACCCACCCGAGAUUGGAUGAAGGCAACGUCGAGGCCUUCUACGGCCACCUGUUCGGGCUGUCGAAUGAUGAGGACUUUGAGGAUGACUACGGUGUGAUUGAAUUCUACUUUCACCGCCAGGCGGUGACGACUUAUGAAGCUGAGCUCCACGACUACUACCGCCUCGCGCCUCUGCUCCGCAAGCUCUUAUGCCUUCAGCACGCCGAGACGUUGACGAUCUGUGACUCGGCCGCUCUUCAGAAGACUAUCGUUUCCGUAUCCCAUUAUCACUCUUUUGUCAACUACGUUCGCCGUUGUGUCUUCAAGACGCCCGAAAUCAAGAAGCGUCUGGAGGCUCCCCUGUUUCAAGAGGUGGAAGAGAUCGUCAUAUAUCGCGAGGAUAUUGCCAAGGAUGCGUCGAAGGAUGAGAUUAAAUGGAAGUCUCUUCUCAGUCUGACUUCUGUCUUUCCCGAGCUCAAGGAUGUCGUCUUGCAUUUGCCUUCAGCUAUCCCUUGCGAAGGCUUCUAUGACCCGAUGAUCAAGGAGCUGCGCGCCGGAUACCUCCAGACAUUGACCAUCUAUGGCUUGUCCCCCGCUGCUCGCGAGGACUUGGAAAAGGCCAUGGGAGAGAAGUUGGCGGAGGCGGUGAUUUUCCAUACCAUCUGA